This is a messenger RNA of Phragmites australis (common reed), 3389 nucleotides long. RefSeq names its product disease resistance protein RPM1-like. Gene Ontology annotation, molecular function: ADP binding. The transcript is spliced from 3 exons. The coding region runs from base 363 to 3077 and encodes 904 amino acids. The record is from RefSeq and is a predicted model, not a curated record. Gene Ontology annotation, biological process: defense response to other organism. Lineage: Eukaryota; Viridiplantae; Streptophyta; Magnoliopsida; Poales; Poaceae.
GGACUUGGUCGAGUCUUUGGAAGCUGCUAGUCCAGUUCAGAGUAAUUGUGAAGGGGGAAGGAGAAGGGAAAGAGAACAGCAGCCAUAUAGCUAGCUGUCUGUCCCUCAAGCUCGAACCCAGUCCCAGAUUAUCGCUCAUGCUCUCAGCAGGGCGCUCCAUUGCAAAUGCUUCAGCUCCAAGUAUAACCUUGAGCAUCACACGGCUGCUCCUCUUUGCGCUUCGACAGAUCAGUUCAGGCAAGACAACUGCUAGCUCCCUGGGUGCUAUCGAGAUCACACAGUUGGAACUGAACAUCUGAGUUAAAGUGUCCCGUUUGUAGGACAUCUGCAAGUUACAUACAGUCUCCAUCAGUUCAGCAGAAAUGGCGGAGGCUUUACACCAUGCUGUCUCAAAGAUUGGUUCCACAUUAGCGGAGGAAGCCACGAAGGCAGUCAUAAACAAGCUAUCUGAGAAAGUUAAUAAUCUGAAGGAACUACCAGGGAAAGUUGAGGAAAUAGAGAAAGAACUGAAGAUGAUGAAUAAUGUCAUAAAACAGAUUAGCACACCAAAUCUUACCAAUGAGCUUGUUAAGGAUUGGAUUGCAGAGGUGCGGGAGGUGGCCCACCGUGUUGAGGAUGUAAUGGACAAAUAUUCAUAUCAUGCUCUUAAAUUGGAGGAAGAAAAUAGAGUGAAGAAGUUCUUCUCCAAAGUGCAUUAUGUCAAAGUUUUCAGUGAAAUCGCUGACGAGAUUAUCCAGAUAGAGAGGAAAAUUGAAAAUGUUGUGAAGCGGAGAGAUCGGUGGCUGCAGCUGCCCCAGCUCAUUCCUAAUCCACUUGCUAAUAUUGAAAGAAAGCGACCACAAGACUGUCUCCUGGAAGUUCCUCAAGAUGAUCUUGUGGGGAUUGAAGACUACAGGAGACAGUUGACCGAAUGGCUGUACUCUGAUGAGCAAGGUAGCACAAUGAUAACAGUAUCUGGCAUGGGUGGAUUGGGAAAAACCACCCUGGUCACAAAUGUGUAUGAGCGGGAGAAGAUCAACUUCACCGCUCAUGCUUGGAUUGUUGUGUCUCAAGGCUAUGAUGUGGUUGAACUGCUGAGGAAAAUGCUUAGGAAGAUUGGGUACCCGGAACAGUCACAGCUUGUGGAUUUGGAUGCCCAUGAGUUGAAAGUAAAAAUAAAAGAAAGACUAACAGAUAGCAAAUGUUUGCUUGUAUUGGAUGAUGUCUGGAACCGAGAAGCAUACACUCAGAUAGGGGAUGCAUUCCAGAACCUCCAAGCAAGUCGUGUUAUCAUCACAACACGACAGGAACAGGUGGCAACUCUUGCUCAACCAACACGUCAACUCAAACUCAAGCCACUGGAACGCAAUGAUGCAUUUGACCUGUUCUGCAGAAAGGCUUUCUAUAACCGCAUGGAAUGCAAGUGCCCUCAGGACCUUGAGAAGCUGGCUAAUAAUAUAGUGGAUAGGUGUCAAGGUCUGCCACUUGCAAUUGUAUCCAUAGGUGGUAUGUUGUCUUCGCUGCCACCAGUAGAUUAUGUUUGGAAUGAGACGUACAAGCAACUUCGGGGAGAGCUGGCAAAUAAUGAUCAUGUUCGUGCAAUUCUGAAUCUGAGCUACCAUGACAUACCUGGAGAUCUUAGGAACUGCUUCUUGUAUUGUGGUCUGUUCCCAGAGGAUCACCAAUUGUCACGGGAAAGCCUUGUGCGGCUGUGGGUUGCAGAAGGUUUUGCAGUGCGAAAAGAAACAAGCACAGCAGAAGAGGUGGCUGAUGGAUAUCUCAGGGAACUGAUUCAAAGGAACAUGUUGGAAGUUGUGGAGUCUGAUGAGCUAGGUAGGGUCAGUACCUGCAAGAUGCAUGAUAUCGUGCGUGACCUGGUGCUUUCUAUUGCUAAAGAGGAGAAGUUUGGUUCUGCAAAUGAUUUUGCAAGCAUGUCCCACAUGGACAAGGAAGUUCGUCGCCUGUCAUCAUGUGGAUGGAAAGACAAAACUGCAGUAAAAGUAAAAUUCUCACAUCUUCGAACCCUAGUCGCACUUGGAAUAACUGCAUCAUCUCCACAGUUGUUAUCCCCAAUUUUGUCUGAAUCCAACUAUCUUACUGUUCUUGAGCUGCAAGAUUCUGAAAUAAGCGAAGUGCCAGUAUCCAUAGGAAAUCUGUUUAAUCUGCGCUACAUUGGCCUGCGGCGCACAAAGGUCAAGUCACUCCCAGAGUCCAUCGGGAAGCUCUCCAACCUCCACACCCUGGACAUCAAGCAAACUAAAAUAGAGAAGCUGCCACGAGGUAUUGUUAGGAUCAAGAAGCUGCAGCACCUUCUUGCUGACAGAUAUGAAGAUGAGAAGCAGUCAGAGUUCCGGUAUUUCAUUGGAGUGCAAGCACCGAAAAAGCUAUCCAACUUGGAAGAACUGCAGACUCUUGAGACCGUGCAAGCCAGCAAGGACUUGGCCGAGCAGCUGAUGAAACUUACGCAAUUACGGAGCGUGUGGAUUGACAACAUAAGUGCCGCUGACUGUGCAAAUCUUUUCGCAACACUGUCCAAGAUGCCACUUCUUUCUAGCUUGCUUCUAUCUGCGAGUAAUGAGAACGAGGCACUUUGCUUGGAAGCUCUCAGGCCAGAAUCUGAAAACCUCCACAGGUUGAUAAUCAGAGGGUGUUGGGCAGAUAAGACACUAGAAUGCCCGAUAUUUUGUAACCAUGGCAGAAAUCUGAAGUAUCUUGCUAUAAGCUGGUGUCGCCUUCAGGAAGACCCGCUGCAGCUGCUUGCUCCAUUGGUGCCAAACCUCACCCAUCUUAGGCUUAACAGGGUGAAUAGUGCAAGCACCUUGGUUCUUUCUGCAGGGUGCUUUUCGCUGCUAAAGACGCUUGUCUUGAAGCGCAUGUAUGAUGUCGACCAAAUGGAGAUCAGAGAUGGAGCCCUUCCACAGAUUGAAGGUUUAUAUGUUGUGACACUUCCAAAGCUCGACAAGGUCCCCCAAGGCAUCGAAUCCCUUAGCUCUCUGAGGAAGCUAUGGCUGCGGGGUUUGAACCAGGACUUCAGAGCUCAGUGGGACAGGAACGGAAUGCAGCAGAAAAUGCAGUAUGUUCCCGAGCUCCACAUCUAGAAGUGGCACUUGGGUUCCAUCUGCAGCAGCAUUCAUGCAUGCCACAUCUGCUUGUAACUACGCCACGUGCUCAGUCCUUCCCAAUAAGUCAUCAGUUAUUGGCAUUGUUGGUGAAACUGCAAUAGGAACAAUAUUUCGCAACAGAUUUGUAAUUUGUUCAAUAAACCCUUGAACAUUGUCUUUCUUUGACAUCAGGAUGUCGCCUACUAGAAGUUGUGGUGUAGUUUUGAUUCGGAGUUCGAUUCCCAUGCAGGAAUCAGGCCCUUUUGUACUGAACUCCAUAACGUACUAAAUGUUGUAUCGUUAUCGCUA